Papaver somniferum (opium poppy) is the source of this 863-nucleotide messenger RNA. RefSeq lists its product as uncharacterized. NCBI's taxonomy places the organism in Eukaryota, Viridiplantae, Streptophyta, Magnoliopsida, Ranunculales, Papaveraceae. The record is from RefSeq and is a predicted model, not a curated record. The transcript has a single exon. Gene Ontology annotation, biological process: response to desiccation. The coding region runs from base 164 to 724 and encodes 186 amino acids. Gene Ontology annotation, cellular component: plasma membrane.
GUAUAGACCCCGCGCCAAUGUUACCUCUCACCUUACCCAAACCUAUCAAAUCCCAACCUAGAUCCCCCAAAUCAAAGAAAGAACACAAAGAAUUAGAGAAAUCUAAACAUAGAAGCAUUUUUAUUUCCUAGAGAAGAGGUGAUUUCACUUACGUUCGGAGGGGAUGAGCAGUGAAAAAGGGAGAUGGAGAUGGAGUUGGAGUUCAGCACUGAUAGGAGCAGCAGCAGCAGCAACAGCGGCAACAGCACUUGCAAUAGGACGACCGAAAGAUCCAACAUUCGAACUAAUAUCAAUCAAACCGAAAUCAUUCGACUUAAAACAUCUACCAGUAGUUGAUGCAGAUCUUAUCUUAACCGUACAUGUGACAAACCCUAACAUGGUACCAAUCAAAUACUCGUCAUCUUCAAUGUCUAUUUUCUAUAACGGUUCAUUUCUUGGUUCCGCUCACAUAUUAGCGGGAUCCCAUCCUCCGAAAUCUUGUCAACUUCUAAAACUUCCAGCUCGGCUUCACCUGUCUUCUCCUGCCGCUUCCCGGCUGGUAUCGGAUGUGGCAAAACGGGAAUUGGUUCUCGACGCGGCUGUUGAUAUCGGUGGGACAGCAAAAGUUUUGUGGUGGGACCACAGGUUUAAUGUACACGUGGAUAGUCAUUUUGUUGUUGAUCCUGUUUUUCUUGAUGUUAUUCAUCAGCAAAAUAAGGCUAAGCUUCAGCUUUUCUCUAGUUGAUUCAAGGAUUAAGAACACUUUACUGUUCUUAUUUAUAGGGAAAAUAAUAGGUGUAGUUAUGUCAUUUUUCAUUUUGGUGUUAAACGUUUUUUCUAGCUUUCGUCUACUUCAGAAAUGGAUUGUUUGUUUGUUUUGGAAA